CAAGAAGAAAGAGGAGGAAGGAUCCCCCUCCCCGCAACCAGAUCGAGGAGACGAGGAAGCAAAGCAGCAACCGCACCCAAACCCUAGCCGACGCGCCCCCUCCUCGACCUGAUUCUUCCGGCGUGCUGGUGCCAUGGCGCUGCGCUUUCUGUCCAGCGAUGUUCGGGUAGAUCUGGAUCUCCGUGAUUCGCCGCCGGCGGACUCUCCGCCUCCCACCUCUCAGGGUGGAUCCAGCAAUGGAGCUAAGGCUGGUGUUGCCAGGAAGAUGAAGGAGGUUGAUCACUUGUUGGCAAAAUUAGAAAAAGAGGGAGUGGAGAUAGAUGGCAAGAUAGCUAGCGUUAUUGAUGAUGGGAUUGCUAGAAUUAAAGCUGAAGCCGCGAGGGAGAACAUCAAUGAGCAAGAAGGGAUUGGGAAGGUAUUACUGCUCGCUAUUGCAUCUGUUGCUCUUGGUUUCAUCAUGGGAGUGGACUGGUUUGAAGAUGCUAUCCUUGAGGAACUUGCCAAGAGCAGACGUUCUUAGUUAAAUAGCCUAAGGCUUGCCUGUGCACUCUGUUUAUGGUAUGUAAAACCAGGUUGGGUAAUCGUGGUAGAGCACUGUUGGCUAAUUAUGGUAUGCAAAACCUAUUUAUGUUGUCUAAUAAAUUUCAUGCUAUACUGUGGUUUUUGGCAUGUAUAAUGUAACUCUUACUUGGUAACACUAUGUCACUGUUCUAAGCUGUGUGGAGCACCUGCAGUACUGCAGGUUGAUUAGUGUUUGGUAAUUGAAUCUGGUGUGUGCGGUGAUUGUCUAUGGAUGCUUCGUUGUGAUAAUUUAUGGAAUAAUUUAUGA
This is a messenger RNA of Setaria italica (foxtail millet), 829 nucleotides long. RefSeq lists its product as uncharacterized. The transcript has 3 exons. Lineage: Eukaryota; Viridiplantae; Streptophyta; Magnoliopsida; Poales; Poaceae. Bases 134 to 520 code for a protein of 128 amino acids. The record is from RefSeq and is a predicted model, not a curated record.